AUGAUAGCCCGCGAGACAACCCAGAUGCCGCUCGAGGUGGCCGUCUUCUCAGGCGAAUCGGCCCUCAAGGCCCAAAGCCAAGGCGCCUCGCGCGUCGAGCUCAACGCCCCCGGGUCGUACCACGUCGGCGGCACCACGCCUCCCAUCGCCGAGCUCAAGAGGAUCGCGGCAAAGGUCACCAUCCCCGUGCGCAUCAUGAUCCGCCCCCGCGGCGCGCCCGGCGACGGAUCCCCCGACUUCGUCUACACGCCCAAGGAGGUCGCCGCCAUGGCCCAGUCGAUACGCGACUUCAAGGCCACGGGGCUCCUCAACCCCUUCCGCGGCGACGGCUUCGUCUUUGGCCUCCUGCAGCCCACGCCUGCCGAGGACCCCCUCUCCCUCCCGGGGGAGCCAGACGCCGCGUGCGGCCUCCGGGUCGACGACGCGUCGUGCCGGGUGCUGCUCGACGCCGCCAGGCCCUUUGGGUGCGUGUUCCACCGCGCCUUCGACCCCAUCGCCGCCACUAGGCGCAUCGGCGACGGCGUCGAGGCCCUCGUCCGCCUGGGCUUCGAGGGCCUCCUGACCGCCGGCGGCCGCGGGCCCUGCGCCGCCAACGUCGACCGCCUCGACCACGAGUGCCACCGGCAGGCCGGCCGCAUCCAGUUCGUCCUCGGCGGCGGCCUGCGCGCCUCCAACGUCGAGCGCGUCGCCGGCCGCUUCAGCACCUACGAGAAGGGCAGCGUGUGGAUGCACACGGCCGCCCUGAGCAGCCGUCCCGACCACCCCGCCGAGGAGAUUGACUCCAACGAGCUGGUGGGCAUGCUGGCAAGCUUGGGUUCCGUCCCGGUGCGGUAG
This is a messenger RNA of Metarhizium brunneum ARSEF 3297, 834 nucleotides long. It is a transcript of the gene cutC, whose product is annotated as Copper homeostasis protein CutC. Lineage: Eukaryota; Fungi; Ascomycota; Sordariomycetes; Hypocreales; Clavicipitaceae. Gene Ontology annotation, molecular function: copper ion binding. The record is from RefSeq and is a predicted model, not a curated record.